UAAAACAUUGAAACCCUCGUCCCUCUCUCUCUCUCUCUCUCUCUCUCUCUUCAUCUCUGUGCAAAUAUCUAUUUCUAAAUCUUAAAAUUCAUGUGAAUCUCCCAGAUAAAAGCAAACUUAAAGAGAACAUUUAAGAAUGAGUUGCAAUGGUUGUCGCGUGCUUCGAAAAGGUUGUAGCGAGAGUUGCAUCCUCCGUCCUUGUAUCCAAUGGAUCGAACCUGCCGAAGCUCAAGGCCACGCCACCGUAUUCGUCGCUAAAUUCUUCGGCCGUGCCGGUUUAAUGUCAUUUAUCUCCUCCGUACCGGAAUCUCAGCGUCCCGCUCUGUUCCAGUCCUUGCUCUACGAAGCUUGUGGGAGAACUGUGAAUCCGGUGAACGGUGCCGUGGGGUUGUUGUGGACGGGGAACUGGAAUAUCUGUCAAGCGGCGGUUGAGACGGUUCUUCGCGGCGGUUCUUUGAGACCCAUCCCGGAGCUUCUUACACGCGACGGCGGGUUCGGUGGGUUCCCUUCUCCAACUUCCGACGAAGCAUCGGAGAUCUGCACGGAGAUGUUGAAUGAUUCCGGUGACGGGAAUAUCUACCACCACUGCCGAUUCUCGAGCUCAAGGUCCAGACCUACGGUUACUCCGCCUAAGCGGAAACGAUUAGGGACAGAACAGCACCAACAGCAACAACGACCGUGUUCGGAGCUAGAUCUCUCUCUACUCUCUAUUUUUCCGAUCAAAACGAGACAGCUUAAGGAGGAAACGGCUCGACCCGAAACACCGUCUAUGUACUCAGGGGAAUCCGUUACAACGACGCCGUUUACGGACAACAUCGCCGGUGAAAGGUUCGCACGCGGAGGAGAAACGACAAAGUUGCUCAACCUUUUUGCUUGAACGGCGUUCUCUUUAACCUUCUUUUUUUCUUAAUAUUUUUGGUAGAAUAUGGCACACCGGCAAUGAUUUUUCUUUAUAAUUAUGAGAAAUUAACAAAAGUAGAGAAUAAUGAUAAUGAGACGGUGGCGGCGUUACUAUUUUCUUCAUAAUUAUCAUUACUCAAUUUUUUUUCGCUCUCUAUGAAGAAGUUUACUACGUAAAUAAAAUAAUCUAUCUUUUGUUUA
Messenger RNA from Raphanus sativus (radish), 1101 nucleotides. RefSeq names its product LOB domain-containing protein 38. The record is from RefSeq and is a predicted model, not a curated record. Gene Ontology annotation, biological process: regulation of gene expression. The transcript has 2 exons. Lineage: Eukaryota; Viridiplantae; Streptophyta; Magnoliopsida; Brassicales; Brassicaceae. Bases 137 to 877 code for a protein of 246 amino acids.